Molecule: messenger RNA, 909 nt
Organism: Topomyia yanbarensis
Lineage: Eukaryota; Metazoa; Arthropoda; Insecta; Diptera; Culicidae
Product: coiled-coil-helix-coiled-coil-helix domain-containing protein 2-like
Exons: 2
Coding region: 25-519 (164 amino acids)
Source: RefSeq, a predicted model, not a curated record
AAAACUAUCAAAUUUUUAAAUAUAAUGAAUUUGACCAAAACUUUUUCUCAAUGUUUACGUUUGGCAGUUAGACCCUCUUCAAAUUUUUGGGUAGAAUUUAGUUUAAUUGUUGCAAUCAAUUUCAUUUGGUUUGCUUUUUUGCUAAAUCACAACGUCCGCUCCAGUUGCAGCUGUUUCAUCCCGUCCGGAACCGAGUCAACCGAUGGUCUAGCCUGCGACGCGCUCGGCUGUUGCUACGUCAAUGGCGCAGCCACCAGCCAGGGACUUGGAUUAAAGUCAAAAAUAUCAGGUACGCCAGGUGGUGUUGCUGCAAUCGGUUUGCCGUCGGACAUUCCCCUAACCAGAAUAUUCAGCGGUUCCGAUUCGAAGGAGGCAGCCACAGAAGCACAGACUGCUUUGGUUCAGCAAUACGCUCCGGCAGGACGAUGCUCGUGGAAGAUCACGCAGUUCCGGUCCUGUGCACAAGAACAGGCCGAUUUGACCCUGUGCGAAGGUUUCAACGAGUCGCUCAGGCAUUAGUAGCAGAGUCCUUGCACCUACAGCUUGUCGAGUGAGCAAUUCCGACGAAACCACACCGUUCGCACCAAGUUGGAUCACAAUAAUAAGUGCGACGUCGAGAAGAAGACUUCCCGAGAGCUACAAGCAAUGCUACAAGAUUAAAUAGCAGGGUAUUUUUAACGUGACCAUGGUAUAACGUAGCGGAUCUAGACAGAUUUAUCCCGCAGAAUAAGAGCAAAAUUACCCAAAAACUAACAGCUGCUCUCGUUAGAUUAAAUCCCAGGAAGUAUAAUUUUCAUUGCAUUAUUUAGUCAACCGAAAUUGAAGCUAGGAAUUAACUUUCGAAAGCUAGCCGCGGUUUCACGUAUCCUGGCACUAAGUAGAGUGUGCUAAGUUAUUACAAAUAUCAGU